Molecule: messenger RNA, 3342 nt
Organism: Aspergillus nomiae NRRL 13137
Lineage: Eukaryota; Fungi; Ascomycota; Eurotiomycetes; Eurotiales; Aspergillaceae
Exons: 8
Biological process (GO): protein folding
Molecular function (GO): hydro-lyase activity; heat shock protein binding
Source: RefSeq, a predicted model, not a curated record
GUCCUCGGAAUUGCCAACAGCGCAAGCAAAGAUGAGAUCCGCAAGGCUUAUCGCAAGGCUGCGCUCGCAAGUCACCCCGACAAAGUCCCCGAGGCCGAACGUGAAGAAGCCGAGAUCAAAUUCAAGGCCGUCCAGGAAGCUUAUGAUAUCCUCUACGAUGAAGACAAGCGUCAUCUAUAUGACACACAUGGAAUGGGCGCUUUCAACGGGUCUGGAGAGCCCGGUAUGGGCGCAGGCCCCGACCUAGAUGAUAUCCUGGCGCAGAUGUUUGGUGGUAUGGGUGGCAUGGGCGGUAUGCCUGGAAUGGGUGGUAUGCCUGGAGGCCCGCGCGCGAAUAAACCACGGAGAAGCCCGAAUGAGGAACAGAAGUAUGAAGUCAAGAUGGAAGAUCUGUACAAGGGCAAGACUGUCAAGUUUGCGAGUACGAAGAACGUAAUCUGCAGUUUGUGUCAGGGCAAGGGAGGCAAGGAGAAAGCGCAGGCCAAAAAGUGUGCUACUUGCGGCGGACAAGGUGUCAAGCAGGUCUUGAACCAGAUGGGGCAGUUCCUUACCACUUCCACUGUGCCGUGCUCAACCUGCAAUGGAGAGGGUGAAUUCUUUAGCCCCAAGGACAAGUGUAAGAAGUGUAAAGGAAAGAAGACAACGGAGGAGAGGAAGAUUCUGGAGAUCUACAUUCCUCGGGGAGCAAGAGAAGGAGAUAAAAUCAUUCUUGAGGGUGAAGCCGAUCAAGUACCAGGACAAGAGCCCGGUGAUAUCGUGUUCCAUAUCGUGGAAGAAGACCAUCCUGUUUUCAGAAGGGCUGGAUCAGAUUUGACCGCUACCAUUGAUGUUACAGUGGCUGAAGCCUUGACAGGCUUUUCCCGAGUUGUGGUCAAGCACCUCGACGGCCGGGGUAUUGAACUGCAACACCCCAAGAAGCCGGGCGAUGUUCUGUCCCCAGGACAGGUCCUUAAGGUUCCUGGAGAGGGUAUGCCCAUGAAGCGCGGCGACGAACGCGGCGACCUGUACCUGGUCGUCAACGUCAAGUUCCCAGACCAGAACUGGAAGCCUAGUCCUGAGGUCCUGGAGAAGCUCAAGGAGAUGCUGCCCAAGCCCGACGCCCCGAUUCAGGCUGACACUGUAGACGAAGUCGACUAUGAUCCCAAGGGUGAUCUGGAUGAAUUCGGUGCCAAGGACGCUCACGGCGGCUCUGCAUGGGAAGAUGAUGAUGAUGAGGUGGCAAUUUAUCGGGACUGGCCCAUCCUAAGCAGUAUCCCGCUGCUCAACAUCGGUCUUGUGGAGGGGUUUCAUCACGUACGACUAAUGACGAUGCUCGCUGCCGCUGAAACAGAGCAGUUGAAAUCAUCGCUCCCUUCUUUGAAACUGCGCCCGAGAGUUGGCUUGGAGUGUACACUAGACUAUGAACUCUGGCAGAAAGAAGUACGGAUUCUCGCCGGAAUCCACUGUGAUUUUCUCCCGACCAUGUCAUGUCAGUCACGCGCCUCGUGUGAGGGCUGCUCCUGCAGUGACAGGGGCAGCCGACCACCAGUGAACAUUGAGGACUGUGAGAGCGAACUGCUUGCCCUUCGGAGGCGUACAGUGGAGCUUGAGAAAACUCUGGCAUCAAUGCAAGAUGGCCGGCCAAAUGCUAAUGCAUCAAGGGCCCGGAAGUUACGGUCGGCCAACUGGUUCAAUUGUGAGAGUGACCCGGGCAUGAUGGCCCUCUACAUUGAGCGGUACCUCAACUAUGGCAUCACCCGGGAAGAACUGAUGUCCGGUAAACCAAUAAUCGGAAUAGCACAGUCCGGGUCCGACUUGUCUCCAUGCAACCGCCAUCACCUCGAGUUGGUGAAACGGGUCCGAGAAGGCAUUAGGUCCGCCGGAGGUAUCGCCUUUGAGUUUCCCACGCAUCCUAUUCAGGAGAGUAGCAGGAGACCCACUGCCUGUAUCGACCGAAAUCUGUCGUAUCUGGGUCUGGUAGAGAUUCUCUUCGGAUAUCCCUUGGACGGUGUAGUCCUCCUGACGGGCUGCGACAAGACUACUCCCGCCGCUUUGAUGGCCGCAGCUACAGUGAAUAUCCCAGCAAUAUGCUUGAAUGUUGGCCCAAUGCUUAACGGUUACGUGAAGAAUGACCUGGCGGGGUCUGGGAUGGUAGUAUGGAAGGGCAGAGAGAUGUAUGCGGCAGGUGAAAUCAACAAGGAGGAGUUCAUUGACUAUGUGUCCAGAGGUGCACCAUCAGUGGGACAUUGUAACACAAUGGGAACAGCAUCAACUAUGAAUGCUUUGGCGGAAGCGCUUGGAAUGGCCCUACCUGGGUCGGCUGCCAUACCGGCUCCGUACCGUGAACGUGGGCAAUGUGCUUACGAAACAGGUUUGCGUAUUGUUGAAAUGGUUCAUUCUGAUCGGAAACCCAGCGACAUUAUGACUCGGGAGGCUUUCGAAAAUGUCAUUGUAGUUAAUACUGCUAUCGGCGGCAGUACUAAUGCCCCCAUUCAUAUCAACGCCAUCGCCAAACAUAUUGGGGUAGAAGUUUCACUGGAUGACUGGGACCAACUCGGAUUUCAUAUCCCACUGCUGCUGAACAUGCAACCAGCUGGUGAGCUGCUGGGAGAGGAAUACUAUCGAGCGGGUGGGCUACCCGCGAUUAUGGCGGAGUUGCUAGAUGCCAGGAAGCUGAAUGCGGAUGCUUUAACAUGUAACGGUUUGACAGUAUCCGAGAAUGUCCGGGGCAAACAUACCUGGGACCGUCAAAUGAUCAAGCCGUAUAACGAGCCACUUCUGGAAGAUGCCGGUUUUCUCCAUCUCCGAGGCAGUCUGUUCCGAUCCGCUAUUAUGAAAACGUGUGUGAUAUCGGAGCCUUUCCGACAGAAGUUCUUGGAAAAUCCCAAGGACCCAAAUGCAUUCGAAGGCACGGUUGUAGUGUUUGAUGGACCGGAGGAUUAUCAUCACCGGCUUGAAGACCCUUCCACUCCCAUCGACGACAGAAGUAUCCUGGUGAUGCGUGGUGCUGGCCCAUUGGGAUACCCAGGUGCCGCCGAGGUUGUCAACAUGCACCCACCUGGUCGGCUUUUGCGACAAGGGGUCAAAUCGCUUCCGUGCAUUGGAGACGGACGACAAUCGGGUACUUCCGGCUCGCCGUCCAUUCUCAAUGCUAGUCCCGAGGCAGCAGCGGGUGGAAAUUUAGCCCUCCUUAAGGAUGGGGACAGACUCCGUGUUGAUCUUAACAAACGGCGCGUUGAUAUCCUUGUUUCCACGGAGGAGCUGGAAAAGCGGAGAAAGGCGCUAGAAGCCAGGGGGGUUAUGAUAUCCCAGAAAGUCAAACUCCAUGGCAGGAACUGUUCAGGAGGGAGACGACACAGUUGA